Messenger RNA from Durusdinium trenchii, 1815 nucleotides. The record is from the annotation of a GenBank genome assembly. Lineage: Eukaryota; Dinophyceae; Suessiales; Symbiodiniaceae.
AUGUUGAUUUGGCUCGAGAGGGUCUCAAUGAGCAGCGGUAGCAGCGGCAAUGGCUGUGGCUAUGCCAAGCUGUUGCGUGAAACUACAAGGGUGAUAACUCGCUGCGGACGACGUAAGCAGUGGGCUUUGGCUUUGCAGGUGUUGUUGGAUCUGCAGCGCAAGACCCAAGCUGCAAAGAUUGAUGGGGAGUCUUUUGAGUCAAGUCCUUCUGGUGCACCUAUCAUUCCCAGCCACAAGAGCCAUGUGUCGCUUUCUAUUAUCUCGUUCAACGCCACGAUCAGCGCAUGUGAAAGAAGUUCCAUGUGGAUGUGGGCGUUGCACUUACUUAGGGAAAUUGACGCUCAGAGAUUGCAGCCCGAUAUCGCAAGCCUCAAUACUUGCAUGAGCGCAUGCUCCAGAGCCCAACGAUGGCAGCAAACUCUGGAUUUCUUCGAAGGCCUUGGGUCAAAGGCACUGAGACCCAGCGCUGUAACCUUUGGCACCAUGGUCAAGGCCUUGGAACAUGAUUGGAUCCGAUCCCUAGUGGCCUUGCAAGAAGCGGAUCGCAGCCCUGGCCGCCUUGUGUCACUGGUCACUUGGAACAGUGCCAUCAGUGCAUGUGACAAGGGGCAGCAGUGGCACAUUGCUUUGGUCCUACUUGACGAGAUGAAACAGACGGACAUCAAGGCAGAUGUCGUCUCUUACAACACGGCCAUGAGUGCUUGUUGUCGAUCCCACAACUGGAUACUGGGGAUGGAACUUCUAGACAAGAUGAGAUGGACUCGUCUUGAGAUGGAUCGAGUGACUUUGAAUAUCGCAGUUGCUGCCUGUGAAACAGCAACACUUUGGCUGGUGGCACUGAGGAUGCUGCAGGAAGCCGGAGAGUGUUUCCUGUCUCCAGACGUUUUCACCUACACUUCCAUGAUCGCAUCUUGCACAAAGCACCGGCAAUGGCUCCGUGCAGUGCAGGUACUGGAAACGAUGCAUAGCCAGACAGUUCAACCUAAUGCUCAAACAUACAACAGCAUAAUUAGUGCAUGUGCCCAAGGAAGUCAAUGGGAACGGGCUUUGGUUCACAGACAGAGGAUGGCAGACAACUUUGAGGACCCCAACAUUGUAACCUUUAGUGCCCUUAUCAAUGCCUUCGAGGAGGGCCAGCAUUGGGAGAAGUCACUUCAAGUUCUUCAGGAGAUUGACUGCAAUCAGAUAGACUUGAACUUGAUUGCAGCAAAUUCAAUCCUCAGCGCUUUGUCAAUCGGGGUGCAAUGGGAAAGAGCCUUGGAAGUUUUGCGCGAAAUGCCAAGACGCUCGUUGUCAUUGGACACUGUAUCAUGUAACACGAUUCUUGGAGGAUUGCAGAAGCAGAGUCGAUGGGUCCAUGCAAUGAAGACGUUUGGGCUACUUAGGAGGGUUUUUUCGGUGCAGACCGAUGCAAUCAGCUACAACUCUGUAAUGACGGCCCUCCAAAAAGGACAAGAAUUGGUCGGCCCUGCAGCAAUCUAUAUCAAUUUGCAGGGCCAAUGGCACAUGGCAACCAAGUCACCUGACACGGCACUUGGAGGUUCUAAGACAGACGCUUUGAGGGCAAGCAAUGAGCAUUGGAAGGGAGAACUCCAACAUAUGCUUGGAAAGCAUGGGAAUAAGGCUGGCCAACAGCAGCUCAAUUCCAGGCUAUUGAUUCAACUGUUGACGGAAGACAACAAUUUGCCGAAUCGAAUUGACUUCGACAUUGCUGCUGUUGCCAUUGAAUAUAAUACUGAGGGCAUUUCACUAUUUCGGAAUUUUGUUGAAUUGAUUAAACAGACAUCCAUAUUAAAAACAUUAAAACCCAAUUAA